AUGGUGGAAAAAGAAGAACUAUCUAUUGAGGAGACUAAUAAGAUACGUCUCCAGCUGGGCUUGCCACUGAUUCCAGUACCUUCUAAAGCGCCGGGUUCCCCAGAAAAUGUAAGCCAAACAGAAAAUAGAACAGCUGGAAGUCCCUCAUCGCAGGUGUAUGCUCCUUCAGGCGAUCAAUUACAUGACCAGAAUACAGCAAGUUCGAAUAGAUCUAGUAUAUUAACAGAUGCAUUUAUUGAUAAAAGAGCUUUUAAUCUUAGGAAGCGUAUUAACAUGAGACGAGGUCAUACCUUACUGGACACAGAUGAGAGUGGUGGAGCUGAUUGGUUGAAUGAUGUUAGUAAAGCGAAACAGUCGGCUCCUAAAUCAGUUAUCAAGCAUGUAUAUGAUCAAGAAUCAGAAUAUUUAUCAGGCAGAAGUUAUAUGGUGGCACACGACUUUGAAUCUUUUGUAACAGGGAAAGAUGUCAUACUGACAUUAAAAAAUACUGAUAUUGAAGAUGACCAGGAACAAGCAGACGUGCUGGAGAACGUAGAUAUGGUUCAUGACGCUGAAGACUCCAGGAAUUUGAAACUGAAAAAAAUGGCUAAGGAUAGGAAGCGAGGCAAACCCUCGUUCGACAAUGAAGUCAUCAAAGGACAGUUUUCAGAUGACGAUGAAGAUCAAGGUAAGAAAGCAGUUUUUACAAUAACUGAGGACAACAGGAUAUUACAAACCAGCAAAUUAUAUGCUACUUCAACACCGGAAGUUUUGAAAGACAAACGUAAAAUAGAACUAGAUACUUCUGUGCACGAGGAAUCGAUGGCUGAUUAUGAGCCAGUUAAAAUAAAGAAAAGGAAAAAGGUAGAUCGCAAUCAAAAUCUUCGAAAAAGAGAACGAUCCAAUCCUCUACCCAAAGUAAACCUCGUUGACGAGGAUGCUUUUCAAGAAGAUGCUGAAGAUCAACUAAAUACUAUUUUGUCUAUCCGACAACCACAAGUGGGUAUCACGACCGAGGAUAUUGCUAGAGAUAUCCUAACCGAACGUGAGGAAAAGAAAUCUAGAGCGAAGAAUAUAGAAAAUUUGCAUAAACAUUACAUGGUAAUAGACGAGGCAGAUACGUUUUUGAACUCCCUCAGAGAUAGUAUUCUGGAAGAACCACCAACCGUUCCAAUUGAGACGGUAGAACCGGGUACCAGUGCCCCGCCAAAUAGUGAUACGGCAGGCAUAAAUGAACUUCCAAAUACCAAAGAACCCCCCGCAGAGAUGAAUACGACAGCACCAACUUUCUACACCGGUAUUGCAAGUACCUUGCAGUUUUUGAAGGAGAAACAGGUUCUAACAUCUGAAGGUGUCAGACAAAACUCUAUCCAUACGAAGAAACGAGAUCUACUAAAGCUAGAACAACGAAUAGCCGCUCGUAAAGUUGAAGAGAAGAUCGACCUUGAACUAGCUGAAGGUAGCGUAAAAUAUACAAAGAACGAACUGGAUAAAAUCUCAAAAUACAAAGAGGAUCAAGUUAUGAGAACCGUAUCAAAGCUACAAAAAGAAAGACUGAAAGGGUAUAACCCAGACGUCAAGCUCCAGUAUAAAGACGACGAUGGUCACGAAUUAACAACCAAAGAAGCAUACAAGAGGAUUUCGCAGGCUUGGCAUGGCACUAAGUCCAAUAAGAAAAAACUUGCAAAGAUGCGCAAGAAGAUCGAGGAGAGACGUGCUGAAAAAGAGCACCCUCCGUUGUUAGACCUAUGA
Molecule: messenger RNA, 1731 nt
Organism: Eremothecium cymbalariae DBVPG#7215
Lineage: Eukaryota; Fungi; Ascomycota; Saccharomycetes; Saccharomycetales; Saccharomycetaceae
Gene: SNU66
Product: U4/U6-U5 snRNP complex subunit SNU66
Exons: 1
Coding region: 1-1731 (576 amino acids)
Biological process (GO): maturation of 5S rRNA; mRNA cis splicing, via spliceosome
Cellular component (GO): U4/U6 x U5 tri-snRNP complex
Source: RefSeq, a predicted model, not a curated record